Messenger RNA from Schistocerca gregaria, 462 nucleotides. RefSeq lists its product as uncharacterized. The transcript has a single exon. The record is from RefSeq and is a predicted model, not a curated record. NCBI's taxonomy places the organism in Eukaryota, Metazoa, Arthropoda, Insecta, Orthoptera, Acrididae. The coding region runs from base 1 to 462 and encodes 153 amino acids.
AUGCCCAAAUCCCUUCAUGAACCGCCCUGCCCCACCACAAACCCUAACCUGCCACAUCUUGCCACUACCCCUGACAUGACCCCCGCCAUCCCCCACAACCCCCGACCUCCCUCACAACCCCCGACCUCCCUCACGACCCCCAACCUCCCUCACGACCCCCAACCUCCCUCACGACCCCCGCCCUCCGCCACGACCUCCGCCACGACCCCCGCCCUCCGCCACGACCCCCACCCUCCGCCACGACCCCGCCCUCCGCCACGACCCCCGCCCACCGCCACGACCCCCGCCCUCCGCCACGACCCCCGCCCCCCCCCACGACCCCCGCCCCCCGCCACGACCCCCGCCCCCCGCCACGACCCCCGCCCCCCGCCACGACCCCCCGCUCCUCCCCACAAUCCCCCGCCCUCCCCUACAAGCCCUGUGUCCCCACAAACUCCACCACCAAGACCUGCACCCCACUGA